AACGGCAUGAUGUGUGAUUCGAAUGGGUUCACGUCUUGAGUGUCUUGAAAAUAUUUAAUAUACAUUCAGAUAGUGAUGCAGCAAUAGAGGACGCAGUGUUUUCUGUUUGGUCCACGCCAAGCCUAUAUAAUGAGGACUGAGAGUCUGGAAGGCACCCAGAGCCGUCAGGCAGUAAAAUGUGGUCAUGGGUUCCAUGGGACUCAGAACCAAGAAUUAUUGUGCUGGUGAGGGCCAGCAGAAAUUCAGCAGUCAGUCAUUCAAUUUGGUGUGCAGCAUGGGCCCUGCCCUGAGAGCCAGAGUGGCUUGGAGCAACAACAGGACUGGGAACAAGCCAGCUGAUUGUGUGGACAGCCAGUGCAAAGUUCUUGCUGAUAAAACAAACAGUAACAACCUUAUGGCACUCAGGAGGAGGAGAAAUAUGGCCAUUCCACAGCCAAACCUGAGCAGUCAGCAAAAGACCUGCGUCUAUAAACUUGGCAACAAUGCAGAAACCCCAGAUUUACCACCACAAGAGAGGCUUGCACUGUAUAACUUUGAGGUUGAUGAAAAUGAGCCUCUGCCAAAGAAGAAAUCAAAGUACAGGAGGAAAGUGAGGCGUAGGAAGAAGGUGGAUUUGUCAGAUACAUUAUAUGAUAAAUACACCCAAGCGGUAACAGUGAAGAAACAUCUGAAGUCUGGGGAGAAAUGGGCAGUUCUACAGAAGAAACAAGCUAGCUCUCCUGUGACUUGCCAUGAAAAAAUAACCAUGGAAAACAAAGGAAAUAUUUUGGUGGCUGACCCCAAUUUCACUAAUGUGACUCACCAUGACUUUGAUAGCCAACAUAAUAUGGCAGAAGAGAGCAAAGAAAAUGUUUCAGUUGCAUAUGCACACAAUGGUAGCAUGACUUACCUUGAUUCUGAUAGCCAAAUGAGGACAGCAACAGAGAACACAGAUGGUACUGUUGCCGACAGAGCUUACACGUGUCAAAAGAUCAGUGUAAUUCAGAACAAACCCACAACUAUGAUGACAGGAAACAAAGAAAUUGCUGGUGUGGCAGGCAGUCAUCUGAGUAUUUGCAAAAGUCUGGCAGAGGGCUCUGAGCCAAGCUGCAGUGUCAGUGAGUCUGCACCCAGCCAGGUCUCAUCUUCAUGUAGGCAAAGCCUUCUCUUUAGUCCUAUUGAGAGGUGCCCUUUGCGACAAAAUACCUUCAUGACAGUGAGAUGGUCAGGAAGGAGUCAAGGCACUCGUGGCAUCCAGUCAGUAGAUGACUUCACUGUUGACAACUAUUUUGGUUUUGAUGAGGAAUCUGAGGAUGACCUCCAUCUGUCACUGUCUCCUGUGAAGAUGGCCCCUGAGUCGAAGCCUGUCUCAUCAGUGCCAUUUGCAGUGAGCUCGACUCCAAACCUAAAGCCAACUUUCACAAGACCAGAAGCCAUGUCCAUGAAUUUGAUGCAAAGUAGAGCACAGACAGCUGCACUCGUCUCUUUACAUUCCACCACUGCUUCUGAGCAUUCACUUGCAUCUGAUGUGGAACCCCCAGACAUACAUGACCCGUCUCCUCCUGCCCUCUUUGAGGAUAAGAGUGACCCAGUGACCCACUUCAUGAAGCAGCCACGCAGGUCAUAUGAACGACCAAUGAGAUCACGCCGAGAAUCACAUUCUGAAGAGGAAAGCUUGCGUGAAGAUGAAACAUGCAACAGAAAGCGGAGCAAGAGGAGUAAGAAGGCCACAGCUGAGGAGAAGAUCAUGAAGAAAUGGGCGGCCAAUGUGAGUGCACAGUUCGAUGAGAUUGAGAAUUUUGAACUUUAUGUUGAGUGAAGCUGUAAUCAUCCCUUCUCUUGAAUUUCCUUUAACAUAACUGACAUGAGAUUUUGAUGACAUUUUAUUGAGCUAUGUAAGAUCUGAGACAAGUAGAUUCUAAAGGGUUCAGACGAUGGUGUA
Cryptotermes secundus is the source of this 1921-nucleotide messenger RNA. RefSeq lists its product as uncharacterized. Bases 185 to 1798 code for a protein of 537 amino acids. NCBI's taxonomy places the organism in Eukaryota, Metazoa, Arthropoda, Insecta, Blattodea, Kalotermitidae. The transcript is spliced from 5 exons. The record is from RefSeq and is a predicted model, not a curated record.